Seminavis robusta is the source of this 2612-nucleotide messenger RNA. Lineage: Eukaryota; Bacillariophyta; Bacillariophyceae; Naviculales; Naviculaceae. The record is from the annotation of a GenBank genome assembly.
AUGAUGGACGAGAUUCCAGACACGGAUUCUACUUCAAUACUGUCGGGCGAGAGCCGAGUAUCACAACAAUUGAGCAGAUGCAAGCAAAUAUUGGCAACCUUGCAGGACGAGAUCGACCACGAAGACAACGAAGAUUACUGGGUCGAAAAGUUGGGACUUAACAGGGAUCGCGGCGAUGGAGUUGAGAGCGAAUCGCGAGAGGAACCUGAUGCGAGAAGGGAAGGUGGCGAGGGCAAACUCUCUCCCUCUCCCUUAGAAAGGAUGCUGGAAGGGGGUCAACGUGACAAUGCUGAUCCUGCGGUUGUUGAAUCAAACAUUGAAGAACACGUUUUGGAACCAGUUGAAGAACCAGCGGAAAACGAGCCCGAGUCAGAGUCAUCGAGUGCUUCCAGCGAGCACCACGAGACAGUUGAGUCUGAAAAACCGAAGAAGAGAAAGAUUAUGAAGUCUCUGUUGAAGCCAUUCAAGAAAAUAGGGCGGGGUAAACGAAACAGCCGUCAUGAGGGCGACGACAAUGAAGAUAGGGAACCAGCCGAAGAUGAUGAGGUGGACGCACGGGAGACUGCCGAGGGUCGAAGAGGACUGUCACUCGCUUUGGUUGCUGACGAGUCAGAAGAAUCUGAAGAGGUCGAUGAAUCCGAAGAGUUUCAGUUUGCUGGUGUCGAUCCUUCCAAGCCGCUCGUUUUCCCAACGAUGUCCAAUGCAGUCGAUUUCAUGCCUCCUCCUGCAGUAGGCGCACGAAGUCCGGAAGACAACUCUGCACCCCAACUUGGCGAUCCCUGGCCGCGUGGCAUACCGGUACCAAUCAAUGAGCACGUUGGGCGAAUUGACAACAUGUUGAACGCACUCAGCAAUGUCUCCGAUGGUGAAGAUUCGAGAUCACAGCAAAGUGCUUCGAGUGCGAAUAAUGUGCCCGAAGAGCCCUGGCAGUCAAGAGAAAACGAAUUGGAAUCGGACGGAUCUGAAACUCUAGAAGAAAACAGCCGACAGAUUUUCGAAAAAUUUGCGUCAUUGAAAUCUGUCUUUGCAAGGUGGCAUGCUGACGACUCUGCGGAAGAACCCAAAGGCAAUACUGAUGACUUGGCUUCACCACCUAGUCCUCAGGAUGCUUCCGUGCCAGUGUCCAAUGCUGAGGCGGGGGAGAGCCCCGAGGAAAGUUCUGAAACCGAAUCAUCUACUGCAGGUUCCACCAAGGAUGAACGAAGAACUGCUGGGAAUGAAGUGAAGCCUGCUGAGAAUGAUCUGACGCCUGACACCGGGAAUGACCCGAAACAUACAGACAAUCUCGCAGCUGAAACACAACGUCCUAAGGCCAACCACGAAGGCCAUCAGGGUCACGAAGAAGGAAGUUUAAUGUAUGGCUUUGCCGAGAUUUCGAAGAUGCAAUCCAAGAUAAAUACCGAGCGAGAAGCCAAACUAGUGGGUGACUUUAUGGCGAUCACGAAGAAGCAAUCAAAGAUCAUUGAUGUCAGGCAAAGGUUGGUGGGCACCGAGAAGACCGCCAAACCUUCAGCUUCAAGCCCUGGCACGAGUCCUCGUGCAAGUCCAUCUCGACGUCGACCGGAGAAGGGUACCAAGAAUGAAGGAAAGCACGUAGCCGCAGAAUCGCGUGAUGUCGAGGUGCCAACCGUUCAAAAGUCCAAGAAGGAGACGAAGGAACAGAAGAAAGAGCGAAAAAAGCGCAAGAAAGAAAAGAAGCGAGGGAAGAAACAUGGAAAGAAGCGAGAGAAGAUAGAAAUGAAGCAAAGACUUCAGGAACUCACCAUCCCAGAAGACAACGUUCUGGAUCAUCUCGAGGACAAUGAGAUCAUGCGAUCAGAUCGAGAUCAAAGCACCAGCGACCAGCCAGAAGAAGAUGAGAGUCGCCGUUCGAUGACCUCCAGCAGGAGCCGCUCAGAGGUUUCCGACAGCAAGAGCCGCCGUUCGGAAGGUUCCGACAGCAAGAGCCGCCGUUCGGAGGCUUCAUCAUCAACCACGGCUAGUGCUCAAACAAAGAAAGCGGGAACUGUACCGGACCAGAUGCCCGAAAAAGCGUUGCCGUGGUCUGGAUCGCUUCAAGACAAGCCGCCAGCUCCCAAACCAGAUGAUGUUCAAGCAGUGAUCUGGUGGUCAACGUCCAAGGAUGCUGUUGAGGUCCUAAUUGAAGACGAGGAAGAGGACAAGUCCCGUGCCUCAGACAAUUCGGAUGGCUCUACGCAAGUGUCGUACGUGACUUCUGGGACGGACGAUCAAACAUUUGCUUCCGAGCUUCAGAUUGAUUUUUCUUUUUCGACGCUCGGAGAGGUUGCAGAAGUGUUGGUGGAAGAGGCAACUAUCAUGAAAGAAGAAAUUAGCAGGGAUAUUUUGAAGACGCCAAAACAGUUCUUUGCAACGGCGGCCAAAGAGGUAAGCGAGGCGAUGGUAGAAGGCAACGGGGCUUUUCGCAACUGGUUGAGUCUAGGUUCCUCGCCAUCACCAACGGAAUCAAAGAAGAAGAAGAAGAGCAAGGCCAAGGGGAAAAAGAGCAAACGAAGCCGGAGCAGAUGAGGGCCGUGCGCAUUCUUUUGUGUCAUUGUAUGGCCCGUAAGAUGAAUGCAUUCCAUAAAGCUUUAAAAAAAGAUGUUUGUCCUCUU